GCUUUUUCAUUGGUGGAGCCCUCGGAAAGAUGGUGGACGUAGUUUGCGACAACUUCACGGCUCUCCUUCCGCGUAUAGAGCAGUGCAUAAGGGAGUGUGACUUCGUAGCUGUAGAUACAGAAUUCACAGGUCUCCAUGCCACCAGUGAAGAUGAAGUCAGCUUGUUCGAUACUAUGGAACAAAGGUACGGAAAGCUGAAGAAAUUUGCGGAAAAAUUCAUCAUCUGUCAACUAGGGCUGGCUAUGUUUACCAACGAUGCUAAAAGCACCUACAAAUAUGUGGCACACUCUUUCAAUUUCUACGUGUGCCCCAGACCCAAAGGAAAUAUGGACGUUAGAUUCUCAUUUCAGGCCUCAAACGUAGACUUUCUUUGUGACCACAACUUCAAUUUCAACAAGAUGUUCUAUGAGGGUGUCCACUACUUGAGCAGUCGGCAGGAGAAGCUGGUCAGAGCUGAGGACGAGUCACUGGACGACAAGGAGGUGGAGGAAAUGUUGGGACUGACAAAAGUGUUCCGGAUUCUGGAGAGAGCUGGAAAGCUGCACACAAUGUCCUGCCCACCGAACCUCCUGGAGAAGCCACUGGUGGGGCACAACAUGCUGUGCGACCUUGCUCUCAUCUACCAGAGCUUCUGCCAGCCUCUGCCAGAAACCUAUGAGGAGUUCAAGGCAGAGAUACACCAGAUAUUCCCUGUUAUUAUAGACACCAAACACCUCUGCUUUGCUGUUCAGAAGAGAUUGUCGCAGACUAAACUGCUGGAGUUCACCAGUUUGACAGAUCUCUGCGGUGCACUGGGCAGUCAGAGAGGAACUUUCUAUGCCCUCUUCUCACCAGAGGUAUCUCACGGGGAACAGUGCCACAGAUACAGUGGCGAACGGGUUUUUCACGAAGCUGGGUUCGAUGCCUACUGUGCUGGAUUUGGUCAGUUUUUUGAGAUCAUUCGUGAUCUGACGCUUGUCGUGUCUGUAUUCUAGUGUUCCUGAGAGUCGCCCAUCUCUUGGCCAUGAAAAACGUCAAGUGAGAUACUAGCGCCUCAGAACUGAUCUCGAAAUGCAGAGACAGUCAUGUGAGUGGCUAUAAUACUAUAUACUGCAGGUCCACUGAAGCACAGGCUAUUCAUCUAAGGAGGUACUUCAAACUGAUGGAACCAUUUAUCAACAGAAUCAACCUGAUUCGAGGCCCCAUCCACUACAUAGAUCUGGUUGCAAGGGACCCUCCACUGAUCAGGUCUCCCUGGCUAGUUGUGAGCACUCCCGACAGAUCUCAGCUCACUCUCCAAUUGCUGCAGAAAGAGUUGAAUUGUGUAAUGGAUGUGCGCCAACUCACCCCCAUACUCGGCCGUCAUUGUUGUCAGCUCUAGGAGGAGAGCCGAAGAGCUGAUGAAGGAGCUAGACCAGGAGAAGCUCAGAAUCAGAAAAUACUGCUUGACAGAUUCUCCGCUCAUGGCUAGAAUCAUAGGGCUGGGAUCAUUGACUGUUGCUGCUGCAGUUAUUGGAACAGUCGUCGCUGUGUACUGGUCGAGAACUCGCUCUUUAUGAUGUCAUUUGAUAUAGAAAAGGGGGCGGAGCUGGUGGUGCGCGUCAUUUAGACUCAUGCAGCGUUCUCGCAGACGCGGGGGGAGCAGGUGCUUGGUUUUGGGACCCCGGGGAGCCGGGAAAUCGCUGCUGGUUAGGAAACUGAAGUCCCUGGAGAGAGAAAAGGGACGAGGAAGAGAGAUAGAAGACUCGGGGGCUACGCGAGAGGUGCCCCCGCAGCCUACCGUGGGAACCUCAGUGGAAGAGCUGCAACUGGGAAAGAACGUCAGUUGUCUUGUGAAGGAAUACGGCGGGGCUAUGGCGCCUGUUUGGAGCGCGGCGUACUCCGACUGUGACUUGGUGGUGUACGUCAUCGACGCCACAAAUUGCACGCAGACAUCCGCGGCUACCGUCCUCCUGCUAGACGUACUGAGACACGAGGCGUUGAAAGAAAAGCCUUUCCUACUCGUCUUCAACAAGCUGGACCGCCAAUGCCCCAUGAACCUGACUGAAUUCAAGACUGUAAUGAGACUGGGUGACAUACUACGGCAUGUCACCCAAAACGUUCAGCUGGUGGAGGGAAGUUGUGUAGAAGGAUCUUUGUUAGUCAGGCAGGUGCACGAGUGGCUCUUUCACUCAACAAACCUUAUUAUUUCAGG
Molecule: messenger RNA, 2173 nt
Organism: Geodia barretti
Lineage: Eukaryota; Metazoa; Porifera; Demospongiae; Tetractinellida; Geodiidae
Source: the annotation of a GenBank genome assembly